CCACCCAUGGCCUCCCUGUUCGCCGGGAAGGUGCUGGUGGUGAACAACGGGGACCGGGACGAGGUGGAGACCGAGCGGGAGCUGGGGCAGGCCCUGGGGAACAAGGUGCUGCUGCUGUACUUCGGGGCGGCCGGGUGCCCGCGGUGCCGGCGGUUCGCCCCGGUGCUCAGGGACUUCUUCGUGAGGCUGACGGAUGAGUUCUACGUGGAGCGGGCUUCGCAGCUCGGCCUCGUCUACGUCUCCCGGGAUGCCACCGCCCAGCAGCAGGACGCCUUCCUCAAGACCAUGCCCAAGCGGUGGCUGUCCCUACCCUUCGGGGACCAGUUCAAAAGGGAGCUGGAGCAGCGCUUCGCGGUGUCCGACAUGCCCAGGGUGGUGGUGCUGAAGCCGAACGGGGAGGUCAUCGCUGGGAACGCCGUGGAGGAGAUCAGCCGCCUGGGCCCUGCCUGCUUCCGAAACUGGCAGGAGGCUGCCGAGCUGGUGGACAGGAAUUUUCUCUUGGCAGAGGAUUUCGACGACUGGGCUAGGAGAAGCAUCACUGACCCCCUCCGCCGCCUCAAGUACAAGGUGGACAAGAGGACGGAGGCCAAGGAUGAAGAGAGGAAAGGGGAGGAUGAGGAGUCUUCGUAG
Cygnus atratus (black swan) is the source of this 630-nucleotide messenger RNA. RefSeq names its product nucleoredoxin like 1 (gene NXNL1). The transcript is spliced from 2 exons. NCBI's taxonomy places the organism in Eukaryota, Metazoa, Chordata, Aves, Anseriformes, Anatidae. Gene Ontology annotation, cellular component: mitochondrion. Bases 7 to 630 code for a protein of 207 amino acids. The record is from RefSeq and is a predicted model, not a curated record. Gene Ontology annotation, biological process: photoreceptor cell maintenance.